Molecule: messenger RNA, 1042 nt
Organism: Aspergillus welwitschiae
Lineage: Eukaryota; Fungi; Ascomycota; Eurotiomycetes; Eurotiales; Aspergillaceae
Exons: 1
Coding region: 234-668 (144 amino acids)
Source: RefSeq, a predicted model, not a curated record
CUCAUGCUUAGUAUGAUGUCUUGAGCGACUACGCGCUCUGAGCCUCCACUGAUUACCUAGAUCUUCUAGUAGGGCUACUAUAACUAUAUUUACUAUCGUGGCAAUAAAGGGACCUAACGCAAGUUUUUCAGCAGCACGACCGCUCUCGAGAUGCUAGGGAUAUUGAUAGCCUGCAGGAGAGGACAGAGAAUCGACCAUACUUGUAAACUACUAUCUCUAGACUACCUUAUCAGAUGCGUCGUCCAGUAGAGGUCCGCAAAGGCAGGGGCCAAUAUGCUCCCUACGUAUAUUUCCCGACUUUGGAUUGCCUUCUGUUAAUGAUGGAAGGCCGGUCUGGUCACACACUUAUCCCCGCCCAAUUUUCGCGCUUGCGCUUCACUGGCCGUCCCCGAUCAUUGAAGUCUCUCACUUCAUUUGGUAAACACUUUGCUGGAAUGGGGGAGAGGUCGUGGAUACUUCCAGUCUCAGAAAUCGAUGCAGUAGCCCCUUUUAUGCGGCGACUACGAUGGUGCCGAUUAACUCAACUCCGUCUGACGCUCAAAUCAACGCAUCUGGGGAGAGUGCCUUUGCCUGAGCUUGGUCCCGGAAUGCGAUUUAACCACUAUCCACUGAAAGCCCUCUGUCCGAUUUGCCAACGUGAAUGGCGUUUCCGAUUUGCCGUGUUCUGAUUGAUGAUCGGGAGUGGAGCAAUCAGUUGGCAAUCGAAGCGCCAAAGCGUUGUUGCUCUCUCGACUUGUGAGGCUGAAUCUCUAGGCCAGACACAAGCAACCAAAGAAGCAAUCUGGUUGAGAAGACUUCUCAAUGAGUAGAACAUGAGUCAAGGUAAAGCCGCCACGAUCAUUUGCGGUAACAGCCAAGGAGCCAUCGCCCUCUCUUCGAACCCGCAAUACCAUUCCCGCACGAAACAUAUCGAAAUGCAACGCAAAUGGCAAGGAGAGGUCUAAGACCUUGGAACAGUGCAGCUGAAAUACAUCCCAAAUACAGAGCAAAUUGCUGAUGGGUUCACGAAGCCUCUUCCGCGGGAACGAUUUGAAAGGUUUCG